This is a messenger RNA of Tarenaya hassleriana, 1569 nucleotides long. Its product is annotated as patatin-like protein 2. Lineage: Eukaryota; Viridiplantae; Streptophyta; Magnoliopsida; Brassicales; Cleomaceae. Gene Ontology annotation, biological process: lipid metabolic process. The record is from RefSeq and is a predicted model, not a curated record. Bases 165 to 1385 code for a protein of 406 amino acids. The transcript is spliced from 6 exons. Gene Ontology annotation, molecular function: glycerophospholipase activity; monoacylglycerol lipase activity.
CUUAGGUUCUCACAGCAAACACAUUCAUAGCCAAUAUCACUUUGAGCGCAGCGAUAUCAUUACUUAGAAUCUUCUCUUCUCUUUUUCAUUUUUCAAGAAUUGUAUCUUAAUUAUCUUCUUUAAAGCCUUGUCGUGGGAUUUAUUUGGAGAAAAAAAAAACAGACAUGGAGAGCCCGAAAUCGCCUCUUCAACCCCCGACUUAUGGGAGCUUAAUCACCGUACUUAGCAUCGACGGCGGCGGGAUUAGAGGGAUAAUCCCGGCCACUAUUCUUUCCUUCCUGGAGUCCGAGCUUCAGAAAUUGGACGGAGAAGAAGCGCGGCUUGCGGACUACUUCGACGUGAUAGCUGGCACGAGCACAGGCGGUCUGGUGACCGCCAUGCUCACUGCCCCAAACAAACAAGGCCGACCCUUGUUCGCGGCCAGUGAGAUCAAGGACUUUUACCUCGAGCAUUGUCCCAAAAUCUUCCCACAAGAACAUUUUCCGUUUUCGGCUGCAAAAAACUUGGUUAAGACCUUGACCGGACCAAAAUAUGAUGGGAAGUACCUUCAUAAACUUGUUAUGGAGAAGUUGGGUGACACAAGGUUGAACCAAACACUUACAAAUGUUGUCAUUCCGACAUUCGAUAUCAAAUGUCUUCAGCCUACUAUUUUUAGCAGUUAUGAGGUGAAGAACAACCCUCUCAAGAACGCAACGCUUGCCGAUAUUAGCAUCUCGACUUCAGCGGCUCCAACGUAUCUUCCUGCCCAUUACUUCCAAACCAAGGACGAAAAGGCGGGGAAAAGCAGAGAAUUCCACCUCAUCGAUGGAGGUGUUGCGGCUAACAACCCGGCGCUGGUGGCCAUUGGCGAGGUGACUAAAGAGAUAACAAGAGGGAGCGCCGAUUUCUUCCCCAUAAAACCGAACGACUACGGAAGGUUUCUCGUGCUAUCCCUCGGGACAGGUACGGCUAAGGGCGAGGAGAAAUUCAACGCGCAAGAAUGCGCCCGUUGGGGAAUGCUGAGUUGGUUGACACACGACAAUUCAACGCCCCUUAUCGACACCUUCAUGCAAGCUAGCUCCGACAUGGUUGAUUUCCACCUCUCGACCGUCUUCCAAGCUCUGCAUUCGGACCCUAACUACCUUCGAAUCCAAGAUGAUACGUUAACGGGGGAUGCAUCUUCUGUCGAUAUCGCGACAAAGGAGAAUCUAGACACUCUCGUGAAGACAGGAGAACAACUUCUCAAGAAACCUAUCUCGAAAGUUAAUCUUGAAACGGGUUCUAACGAGAAUGCUUAUGAAAUGACCAACGAAAAGGCUCUCAUCAAAUUGGCAGGAAUAUUGUCUAGGGAGAAGAAGCUUCGGGUCAUGAGGUCCCCUCAUGGAAAAACGCCGAGAAAAAUCUAAAAACAAUUAUGAAAUUAUUUGUUCUUAUUUAGUCUACGUUGCUUACCCUGAUUUAGUUUCUCGUUUUUUAUUAACAUUUUAUCUUUCACUUGUUAUAAUAUUUUCGGUGUGUUCAUUUGUAAUAAAUGUUUAUGGUGUGAUUUAUAAGGGUAAUAAAAAAGAUGGUUCGACUUUUUUUUCCUUA